Molecule: messenger RNA, 1515 nt
Organism: Ochotona curzoniae (black-lipped pika)
Lineage: Eukaryota; Metazoa; Chordata; Mammalia; Lagomorpha; Ochotonidae
Gene: TUSC3
Product: tumor suppressor candidate 3
Exons: 10
Coding region: 217-1260 (347 amino acids)
Cellular component (GO): oligosaccharyltransferase complex
Source: RefSeq, a predicted model, not a curated record
AUCCCGCUCCUUUCCAGGUCCCUCUCCCGGUGAACCGGAUGCUCUGUCAGUCUCCUCCUCCCCGUCCUCGGCCGCCAGCCCGGUCCCUCGCGAAGCCGCUGCCGCCCCCGAGGGCCCACCCUGGGGGCUCCCGGCGACCGGCUUGGCGAGCGUGAGGCGCGGUAGGAGCUGGGCGCGCACGGUUACCGCGCGUGGAGGAGGCACUGCCCUGCGGCCAUGGGUGCCCGGGGCGCUCCUUCACGCCGGAGACAGGCGGGGCGGCGGCUGCGGUACCUGCCCACGGGCAGCUUUCCCUUUCUCCUGCUGCUGCUGCUGCUCUGCAUCCAGCUCGGGGGAGGACAGAAGAAAAAGGAGAACCUUCUAGCUGAAAAAGUAGAGCAGCUGAUGGAAUGGAGUUCCAGGCGUUCCAUCUUCCGGAUGAAUGGUGAUAAAUUCCGAAAAUUUAUAAAGGCUCCACCUCGAAACUAUUCUAUGAUUGUUAUGUUCACCGCUCUGCAGCCUCAGCGGCAGUGUUCUGUGUGCAGGCAAGCUAAUGAAGAAUACCAAAUAUUGGCUAACUCCUGGCGCUACUCAUCAGCGUUCUGUAACAAACUCUUCUUCAGUAUGGUGGACUAUGAUGAGGGAACAGAUGUUUUUCAACAGCUCAACAUGAACUCAGCUCCUACCUUCAUGCAUUUUCCUCCAAAAGGCAGACCCAAGAGAGCUGAUACUUUUGACCUUCAAAGAAUUGGAUUUGCAGCAGAACAACUAGCAAAGUGGAUUGCAGACAGAACAGAUGUGCAUAUUCGGGUUUUUAGACCACCCAACUACUCUGGUACUAUUGCUUUGGCCUUGUUGGUGUCACUUGUUGGUGGUUUACUUUAUUUGAGAAGGAACAACUUGGAGUUCAUCUAUAACAAGACUGGUUGGGCCAUGGUAUCUCUGUGUAUAGUUUUUGCUAUGACUUCUGGCCAGAUGUGGAAUCAUAUCCGUGGUCCUCCAUAUGCGCAUAAGAACCCGCACAAUGGUCAGGUGAGUUACAUUCAUGGGAGCAGCCAGGCGCAGUUUGUGGCAGAAUCCCACAUCAUUCUGGUGCUGAAUGCUGCUAUUACCAUGGGGAUGGUUCUGCUAAAUGAAGCAGCAACUUCCAAGGGAGAUGUGGGAAAGAGGCGGAUAAUUUGCCUCGUGGGCCUAGGCCUGGUUGUCUUCUUCUUCAGUUUUCUACUAUCAAUAUUUCGCUCCAAGUACCAUGGCUAUCCUUACAGCUUUUUAAUUAAGUGAAACCAAGUGGGAUUUGAGUAAAGUGAAUGUUUACCAUGAAGAUAAACUGUUCCUGACCUUAUACUAUUUUGAAUUCAUGAUUUCAUGUAUUGUUGAUUGUGAUAAGUUAGCUUAUUCUUGUAUAUUGUUUUUUUUAAACUGUGGGGUUUUUUUGGUAUGUUUAAUUUAUAGUAAUGAAUAGCAACAUUUUUAAGUGUUUUUUAGCAUACUAAAUUCAGUGUAUGCCACAGAUGGAAAUAAAUGACAAUGUAACUA